AUGGAUCAAUAUUCCACGCAAUACGACGCUUCAAUUGGGGGCCACAUUGAUGUUCCGGAUGGCGAGAAUACUUUUCAGUAUGCAGAGAAGAGGCUUCCGGAGUUGGCAUCUCUCAUUAGCACGAUUAAGAACCCGACAAAGAGUAAGUUAAUUUUUCAGACAAUGCCAAAUCACAUGAGACGCCGUACAGCAGCCCAGAAUCCCAAAAGAUUGCCGGUACGCUUCCGGCAAGGCCAUAUUUCCCAAAUGAAAAAAAGUGGAAUGCCCACGAAGAAGAAGAGACCAUCGAGGAAGUACCGCAGAAGACCCAGCAAUCUCAGGAAGGAAUAUGCAAGACGACAAAUGAAGGUUUCUUGGAUGGAAACUCAUAUUUGGCACGCCAAACGCUUCCAUAUGGUCAAGAAAUGGGGUUAUAAAAUUCCCUGGGCACCCUGUGACAAGAGCUACAGGGCCUGCUAUCGAGCUACGGCAAAGCACUGCCUUAUUCAGGAUAUUUCCUACCUGAAUUGCGUGGAAAUCCGAGGAAAGAUGGAUGAGCUGUCACCGCAACUCAAAAGACUCUGCAAUCCCUCAGAACUUUCUUUCACAGCCAAGUGCUAUAUUUCCGGACAGAGAGAAGGGACUUUAGAUAUUUUUAAGCAUGACAAAUAUCCUCUAGGAGCGAUUGGGAAUGUGAGAUUCUUCUGGAAACCUCCUGGACAGGAAGAGCUCUCUCGUCUUUGGAUAUUCAUCCAUCCAUCCUUUCACAAUAUUUUUAUCAGCGAACUCGAGGAUCUGUUUCACCUGAAGAGAAUUACCGAAAUGGAUGUAGAUGAGGAGAAGACUGUAGAUGAACAAUCUCUUACAGUCUACAAAUGCCCCGGAAGCAGUGUUGAAGUUCAAGAAUUGAGACCGAAAUUGAAUAGAUUUCGUCUUACAGGACCUCUGUCUAAUGCAGUACUGAGCCGUGCUCUCAAAUGCAAGCAGAACCCUGAGAUUGAAUCCCAGAAUUUCAGUCCGGAAGCUCAUGAAAUUCAAAUGAAAUACUGGAAUGAGAUUUCUGAGAUAUCUUCUCCAGCUGAACUGCCCUCCAAUAUUAUUCUAAGCCUCACAGUUGAGGAUCCUCGAAUUAAUCGACCACAGAAGAGGACAAAGGCCCUUCCGGAAGCCCUUCCCUUAACUUCAGCUGCUCUGAAAAUCCCUCCUCAAAUUAACAUCAGCCCAAUAUGGGAUCAAGAAUUGAGGAAAAAUCUUCCGGAAAGGAUGAUGAAUACGGGAAAGUACAAUGAGAGACGCAAGAAGGAAGCUCUAGCUCCGGGAGAACGAUGUAGCUUUGAAGAUAAACUUCAGGCUCUUCCACUUCUCCUAAUACAGAGGCCAGGAUUGCGAGACAGCUCAAAGCCUCUAGGAUUCUGCAGUGGCUGGGAUGUGAUCGUCCCUGCUGGAUAUGGCAUAGUUACCUGGGUUUCUUUGAUAAUGUGGGGAGCUCGAGCUGGAGGAUGGCGAGAGACUAUUUCAACUCACAGAGAAAUGGGACGUGAUGUCUUUGCCCCGGACACAAUGGUUUCCCAGAAGGAAGAGGAUACAGAAGCUGAAGAAUUGCGAGCAAAAUACUUCAGAAGACCCUCAAAAAAGCGACCAAACUACACAAAACUCUCCAUAACCAGUCCAUUUCAGUGUCCUUGGAAGCAGCUUGUGAAGGAAUGGUCAGAGGAUUCUUCAGAAUCCUUCUAUGUGCUCCGUGACAGGAAAAUCCUUGAUCAGUGCGAAAAGGCCCUGAAGAAUCAGCAAUCUGUGGAGUCAAUUGCUUUAACAAAUGCAGCCCUCAUUCCCGUUUACAUUCGUUUGAUUUCCCGCGGGAAUCCGGGAAAUUUUUCAAUUCUUGCCCUCCCUCAUCCAGAAGAUCUCAAAAAGAAACAUUCUGGUCAAAAUGGAAUACUUCAUUCUGAGCCAGUGGUUAAAGAUUCAAAUUCAAAAAUAAGGAAAAUCCUUCGUCUGAAGCAUACACGUUUUCUCAAGAAACAGCGACGAAUGAGGAUUCGCCUUAAGAAGAAACAUCAAGAAAAAUCAACGGAAAGAGUCAAACUGCCACGGAAAAAAUCUCCACUUGUCCUCCAGGAAUGUUGCAAAUUCAAAGAAAAGAUGGAAGAGCUUUGGUUGCCUAAGAAUCCGUUAAGGAUUAAAGAUCAAUGCUCAAGGACGGUAAUUGGGUAUGUGACACAAAGUGACUUCAUUUUCACUGACUCGACAGUGUCUGCAAUUGGAUAUGUCACAUGGAAUGGUUUCCGGGAGUUAGUUGGAAAGUGUAAGAAGUCGAAACAGGCCACUGUUUUAGUUAGAGGCACUAAAACCAGGCAUUAUCGUGGAGGAAGUAUUUCUAUUCGACGACAAUAG
Molecule: messenger RNA, 2373 nt
Organism: Phlebotomus papatasi
Lineage: Eukaryota; Metazoa; Arthropoda; Insecta; Diptera; Psychodidae
Gene: Pop1
Product: ribonucleases P/MRP protein subunit POP1
Exons: 1
Coding region: 1-2373 (790 amino acids)
Biological process (GO): tRNA 5'-leader removal
Cellular component (GO): nucleolar ribonuclease P complex; ribonuclease MRP complex
Source: RefSeq, a predicted model, not a curated record